Molecule: messenger RNA, 552 nt
Organism: Medicago truncatula (barrel medic)
Lineage: Eukaryota; Viridiplantae; Streptophyta; Magnoliopsida; Fabales; Fabaceae
Exons: 3
Coding region: 71-358 (95 amino acids)
Source: RefSeq, a predicted model, not a curated record
UGUGCCACAUAUAUUAUUUAAACACUAAAAGGUUCUUGUUCCCCUUGUCUCAUCCAGCAAGUAAUUCAAGAUGCAAAGAAAUUUCUUGAGCCUGCUUGUGCUACUGCUUUUCUUUUUGAGUUUCUCAUAUGUUCUCUCUUCCUCUGCUUCCCUUGCAACCAGAACCAAAAAUUUGAAAGGUGAAGAUACAUCAUCUCAGCCUUCUCUAGCUAUGGUGGAUGGUAAUUAUGGUGAGAAAGUUAUGGUAGUUGAUAAGGAAGAAGCAUUAGUUGAAAGGAGGAUGGAUUUGGAAACUCAAGACUAUGGAGGGACCGGAGCAAAUACAGAUCAUGAGCCAAAACCCCCUAGAAGGAUUUAAUCCCUAAUUAAAAAUGCCACUAAAUUUAUGUUUCCUUGUCUUUUUCAUGUAAUGCAUGCAUGUUGUUCCCUUUCAUUAAUUUAAUUAUAACGUGUUUGUUUUGUCACGCCUUUGUCUGCUGCUUUUCUAUUCAAAGUCACAAAUUGUAUGUAUCUUGAGUUGUUAUUUCAAAUAAACAAGGUUGUUAUUAUAUA